AUGACCGACAUCAUUACUCCCCGUUCGCUGUCGCUCGAGGAUCAGCAACGAUUCGACCGCUUUAGUUAUGGUCCACGUCAGCCAUCCCCUUUCAGCUGCAUUCACCAUGCCUUUGAGUACCACGCUACCGUACAACCCGACGCAAUUGCAGUGGAGCAUCUUGGCGACUCUAUCACUUAUGCCGAGUUGGAUCGUCAGGCGAACAUUCUCGCCAACCAUCUCCGGUCCUCCGGGGUUCGCCCAGGAGUCCGCGUCUGCCUAUUGGUCCAACGGGGUAUCCUCAUGGUCGUCGGCAUAGUUGCAGUGCUGAAGGCUGGCGCCGCAUACGUACCGAUGGACGGUACCAUCGUCACGCAGUCGACCCUGGAGCACGUCUUGAAGGACUCCGAGGCUAAGCUGGUGCUGACGUUGAAGAACUACGUGCACCGCGUGUCCGGUACUCCAACGUUCUGUUUGGAGAACAUUGCGGAGUUGCCGCAGGUCGUUUCAAAGCCUCAGGAUCUGAGCGCCUCGACGGAUAGCAUUUAUAUCAUCUACACUUCGGGUACUACUGGCAAACCAAAGGGCGUCGAAGUCAUGCACGGUAACGUCACCAAUCUGGUAUGUCUCGCCCCGGGAAACAUCGAGAUGCGCCCCGGGCGCAGGGUAUCGCAGCUUUUGAACGUGGCGUUUGACAUGGCCGCAUGGGAGAUACUCGGAAGCCUCAGCAAUGGAUGCACGCUUUGUGUUCGCGGCAAAUCCUCAAAGGAAUGGCGCGCGGUCAUGAAGACUGUGGACAUUGUCAUUGCAACGCCAAGCAUGUUGGCUCCCCAUGACCCCGCCGACUACCCCAAUAUCAAGGUCGUCGCGACAGCAGGAGAGCCAUGCCCAUUACCUCUUGCAGAAAAAUGGAGUAGAGCAGCUCACUAUUACAACAGUUGUGGUCCCACGGAAGUUACGAUCGUAAACACCGUCCGUUUGCACACGCCUGGAACGCCCUUGUCCAUCGGUGCGCCCGUACCCAACACGAAUGUCUACAUCCUAGACGAGGACGCGAACCCUGUGCCAAUCGGCGAGCCAGGUGUCAUGUGGGCCGGAGGAGCAUGCGUGAGUAAGGGCUAUCUACACCUGCCGGAGAAAACGUCCGAGCGUUACAGACGUGAUCCAUUCACCAACAAUGGGAGCUACAUGUUCAACACCGGAGACCUGGGCCGGUGGCGCGAUAAUGGAGAACUCGAGCACCUGGGACGUGUGGAUGACCAAGUCAAGGUCAAGGGCUUCCGUGUUGAGUUGGAUGGAGUCUCCGCAGCGAUGCAGACCUGCACAUCAGUCAAACACGCCACCGCGCUACUCAUCGAGAACGAGCUUUGGGGAUUCGUGACCCCGGAAACUGUUAAAAGCGAAGCCGUCAGCGCCGCAGCUUCGCUCAUCCAGCCUUACUACGCCGUUCCGACGCAAUACAUCGCCAUGGACGACUUCCCUUACACCAGCAACGGGAAGAUUGACAAGCGCGCUCUCCGGCAAAUGGCACUUGACAAGAUCACCCGGGCUCAGGCUGAGAAGGAGCAAGCCGCCCUUGCAGCGAAGGCAAACUUAUACAGCCCCUCUCUACACUCCGGCAAGCUUCUGGCAGACGCCCUCUCCUCUUUGCCGCAGCCAGUCCCCGUAUACCAAAAGGACGGCAAAGGCACUCGUGAUGCAGUCCUCCAAGAAAAGACGGAAUCCACUAGUUUCAGUUCCAGUUCCACGAUUGCGGCUGACCCGGAGAAGAGUGAGAUCUCUUCCGCCCACGAGGCUGGUAAUGCCUGGGACGGUUACGAGAACGACGAGCUUCCCGACAAAACCCAGGGUCACUAUGUACGCAACUUGCGCCACCAGAUCUUCUCAUUGUACCGCAGACUCUUCGGCAUCGUCUUCAUCACCAAUCUGGCGGUGUUCAUCGCGACGCUCGUGAAGGGUAGCGUGAAUGCUCAGCAUCUUGGCCUCGUCGUCGUCGCGAACCUGUUCUGCGUGAUCCUCAUGCGCCAGGACUACGUGAUCAACGCGUUCUUCACGGUGGCGUGUUCGGUGCCUAACACCUGGCCCUUAGCAAUACGCCGAGUCGUCGGCAGAGUCUACCACAUAGGAGGUUUCCACUCUGGUUGCGCUAUCAGCGGCCUUGUCUGGCUCAUCCUCUUCACCGCGCAGGCUACGAAGGAGGUGCUCAAUAGGGAGCAGACGUCCAUCGCUACGCUUGCGAUUACCUAUUUCAUCCUCGUCCUUUUGAUCGGUAUCGUGCUCUUCGCAUACCCGAAAGUCCGCAGCACGCAUCACGAUGCUUUCGAGCGCUCUCAUCGUUUCCUGGGGUGGACUGCCACGGCCUUGGUUUGGUGUCAGGUUAUCCUUUUGACAAACGAUUAUCGCUCUCCCGAAGAAAACCUGGGUCACGCACUCGUCCAUGCGCCGCCUUUCUGGCUUGUUACAGUUAUGACGUGCUCGAUCAUUCUCCCCUGGCUGAGGUUGCGGAAGGUUCCUGUCCGUGCAGAAGUUUUGUCCAAGCACGCGGUCAGACUAUACUUCGAUUACGUGACGCCUCGCCCUGGCCAUUUCACCCGCAUCUCCAAGAGUCCCCUCAUGGAAUGGCAUGGCUUCGCUACCAUUUCCGAGCCAGGGAAGACUGGUUACUCGCUUGUCGUAUCACGUGCUGGAGACUGGACGAGCAAGAUGAUUGAGCAACCUCCUAAGGAGCUCUGGGUCCGUGGCGUUCCCUGCUAUGGCGUGCUCAGAAUCACCCCGCUCUUCCGCCGCGUCGUCUUCGUGGCUACGGGAAGCGGUAUCGGUCCCUGUGCGCCUUGUAUCCUAGAGCAGCGCGUGCCUAUUCGGCUUCUCUGGACGUCCCCUAAUGUCCGGCAGACGUUCGGCGAUAAGUUCGUGGACCAAAUACUCUCCGCGUCCCCUGGGGCUGUCGUUUAUGACACGCGGACGCACGGCAAGCCGGAUAUGGUAAAGCUCACGUACCGCAUGGUCAAGGAGUUCAAUGCAGAAGCCGUGUGCAUCAUCUCGAAUCAAAAGCUGACGCGAAAGGUUGUGUACGGUAUGACCAGUAGAGGUAUUCCUGCGUUUGGAGCUAUCUGGGACUCAUGA
Dichomitus squalens LYAD-421 SS1 is the source of this 3102-nucleotide messenger RNA. Its product is annotated as nonribosomal peptide synthetase 12. Lineage: Eukaryota; Fungi; Basidiomycota; Agaricomycetes; Polyporales; Polyporaceae. The record is from RefSeq and is a predicted model, not a curated record. The transcript is spliced from 18 exons. Bases 1 to 3102 code for a protein of 1033 amino acids.